AUGCUGAAGUCAAUCCUUAAACUUAAAGAUGUGUUGAUUUCUCUUAGAGAAAAAGAUGCACUAAAUAACAACCCACUACAGAACGUUAUUCCAAGUGACAACCAAUUUUCACUGAUGGCUUCACUGAUGCCAGUCUUAAAAAAAAUGAAGAUUAUAUCAGAUUGCAUGUCCAAGGACACUGAACCAGUGCUUCAUCAUAUGCUAACUAUGCUUUAUAAAACUGACAAUUUUCUUCAUGACCACAUUGAUAUGGAAAACAGAGAAAUAGUUAAUGCUUUUUGUAAAAAACUAAGUGAGCAUUUACACCUAGCCACGCGAUUCAAUGAACAUGGAAGAUACAACCAACACUAUGCCUUGGGAAACCUUCUUCAUCCGUACUUUAGAGGAUAUAUGCUUAGACAUUACGGUAUCUUCGAAGAGUUCACCAGAAAAGUCAUCAACGAUCAUCCAUCGUCGGACGCUGUUUCGAUCAGUGAAAAAAAUAAUCAUAAAGCUACACAAGUUAAAAUGCCAUUUGGUGUGGAUGAGUGCGACGAUUUACAAAAUAUAGAGAUUGAACAGGGUAAUAAUAACCACACCAUUAGUCAAAAUGUACCGGAAAUUGAAAGGGAGUUUGAAUCUUUCCACGCUAUGCCUCGUGUUGAAGAAAAGCAUAAAGUUGAUGUGCUCAAAUGGUGGAAGAAAUAUGCCUCUACUUUGCCAUUGUUAGCACAAUUGGCAAGAAAUUUGCUCUGCAUUCCAGCUGCAUCAAGCUGUAGUGAGAGAGUGUUCAGCGCCAGCGGUGGAAUUAUAAAUGAUAAAAGACACAGUCUUUCCACUCAGACAGCAAAGCAAUUGACUUUGAUUAAAGUCAAUUAUGAUCUUGUCUGUCCUCACAUGACCUUGAAAAUUAUAAGCGACGCUGAAGAAGCUCUGGACCCCCCAGCAUUAACUCCAGUUAGAACACUUCCCAAAAAUCCUAUUCCUAAAGCAAAAAAUAUAAAUCCUUGCAGUCUCCAAAAAACUAAAAAACAAAAAAAAAAGAUUUUUGUUCCUGCAGGAAAAAGUGUUGGCACAGAAGAUUUAGAAAAAUUUGAUAACAGUUUUGAUAUUGGCUUAAAGCUUGCAAAGAAAAAAAAACUGAACAAAAACACGAAAAGCAUAAAGUCAAAAGUUCAAUCUAAAGAAGAUCCAAAAAGAGUGCCAUGA
Molecule: messenger RNA, 1188 nt
Organism: Hydra vulgaris (swiftwater hydra)
Lineage: Eukaryota; Metazoa; Cnidaria; Hydrozoa; Anthoathecata; Hydridae
Biological process (GO): regulation of transcription by RNA polymerase II
Cellular component (GO): nucleus
Molecular function (GO): protein dimerization activity
Source: RefSeq, a predicted model, not a curated record